AUGACUGACAACGGGCUGUGUGGAGGUGUCUUGCUGAGACGACAAGUCCAGCACUUCUCUGUAGUGGGAGCAAACUCGCUGAUGGUGCACCUGGAGCAUAUGGGAUUACCUACAGUUCUGCUUACUCAUCAGAUGGAUGGGCAUGAAGGUGCAUGGACAAUAUUACCCUUAAUGAGAGACUUCUCUGUUACCUAUGGUAGGAACUCCUCAUGGAUUUUCUUCUGUGAAGAAGAUACAAGAAUACAAGUUGUAAAGCUGCUAGAAACACUUGGAAGAUUUGACGAGUCUAAGGAGUGGUUUUUAGGUAAAGCGUUAUAUGAUGAAGAAUCUACAAUAAUUCACCAUUAUGCCUUUGCUGAAAAUCCUACAGUCUUCAAAUUUCCAGAUUUUGCUGCUGGUUGGGCACUUAGCAUUCCACUUGUUAACAAGCUUGCAAAGAAGUUGAAAAGUGAACCACUCAAGUCAGACUUUACAAUAGAUUUAAAGCAUGAGAUUGCCCUGUAUAUUUGGCAGAAAGGGGAAGGACCACAUCUUACUCCAGUGCCUGAGUUCUGCACAGAUGAUGUGAACUCAAAUAAGGUUGAUCAGUGUGCAACAACAUUCAGUAAUUUUCUGCCACUUUGUGGAGAGCCAGUGAAAAAGGAAGAUGUCUUUGUUGCUGUAAAAACAUGUCAGAAAUUUCAUGGAGACAGAAUACCAGUUGUAAAGCAGACUUGGGAAAGAGAAGCUGCCCUUAUCGAAUACUACAGUGAUUAUGCAGACAUCUCCAUUCCUACUGUAGAUUUAGGUAUACCUAAUACUGACAGAGGUCACUGUGGGAAAACUUUUGCCAUUUUGGAAAGGUUUUUGAAUCUUAGCUCCCCCAGAACUCCUUGGUUAGUCAUAGUGGAUGAUGACACACUGAUAAGUAUCUUCAGGCUCCGAAAAUUGCUCAGCUGCUAUGACCCGAAUGAACCAGUGUUUCUUGGAGAGCGUUACGGUUACGGCUUGGGAACAGGAGGAUAUAGUUACAUCACUGGCGGCGGAGGGAUGGUUUUUAGCAGAAUAGCUGUUCAGAGGCUACUUGCUAGUAAAUGCCGGUGUUACAGCAUGGACGCACCAGAUGAUAUGGUCCUUGGGAUGUGUUUCAGUGGCUUAGGAAUCCCUAUAACGCAUAGUCCACUUUUCCAUCAGGCACGGCCAAUGGACUACCCAAAAGAUUACCUUUCUCACCAAAUUCCAGUAUCGUUUCACAAGCAUUGGAAUAUUGAUCCAGUGAAAGUGUAUUUCACAUGGCUGGCACCAAACACAGAAGAGUCACUUAAUGGAAAGAAAGUUGUGUAUAACAGGGAGGAUUUAUAAACAGUAGAAGAAUUUAAGUGCUGAUUAACGUACUGCAGAUGAGAGAUAGUCACUACUGUGAUUUUUUUGGUGUUCUCAUGUUGUUCAUCUGUUUAU
Molecule: messenger RNA, 1437 nt
Organism: Mesitornis unicolor (brown roatelo)
Lineage: Eukaryota; Metazoa; Chordata; Aves; Mesitornithiformes; Mesitornithidae
Gene: B3GLCT
Product: beta 1,3-galactosyltransferase-like
Exons: 12
Coding region: 1-1341 (446 amino acids)
Cellular component (GO): membrane
Molecular function (GO): acetylglucosaminyltransferase activity
Source: RefSeq, a predicted model, not a curated record